Molecule: messenger RNA, 351 nt
Organism: Cylicostephanus goldi
Lineage: Eukaryota; Metazoa; Nematoda; Chromadorea; Rhabditida; Strongylidae
Source: the annotation of a GenBank genome assembly
UAUUAUGGCGUCAGAAUUGGUUUCUACACAAAUGUUUACGACUGGAAUCAGAUCACCAAGGGCGCUGUCGUUGAAGGAGCUAUGCUAUGGUACUGGAACGUUAAUGGUGGAGGACCUAGUGGUGAGACUCCUGCCAAUUUUGACGAUUUCCAUCCAUUCGCGAAAUUCACGAAACCGACGAUGAAACAGUUUGGACAGAUGGAAUCAAUUUGCGGAGAGACAGUUAAUAGAGAUAUCUACUCACUAGAAAAAUCAAACCACAUUCUGACCGAGUUGAAGGGAAGGCAAAGCGAUGAACUGAUUGUUGGCAAAUUAGGAUGUGAACAUAUGGGAUUGUUAUCAGCUGCAUAA